This is a messenger RNA of Polypterus senegalus (gray bichir), 2179 nucleotides long. RefSeq names its product poly(A) binding protein, cytoplasmic 1-like (gene pabpc1l). The coding region runs from base 91 to 1968 and encodes 625 amino acids. Gene Ontology annotation, cellular component: ribonucleoprotein complex. The record is from RefSeq and is a predicted model, not a curated record. NCBI's taxonomy places the organism in Eukaryota, Metazoa, Chordata, Cladistia, Polypteriformes, Polypteridae. The transcript has 16 exons. Gene Ontology annotation, molecular function: RNA binding.
AAAAAAACCUAAAAAAAAAAAAAAGAAAAAUUAAAAUUAAAAUAUACAGCUUCUUCAGUUGAAGACGGGCAUUUGUAAAGGUGACUGACCAUGAACUCCAGUGGCCCUGGAUAUCCACUUGCUUCUCUCUAUGUUGGAGAUCUCCAUCAUGAUGUCACAGAGGCUAUGCUGUAUCAGAAAUUCUCUCCUGCUGGACCAAUCAUGUCUAUCAGAGUAUGUCGUGAUAUUAUAACCCGCAGGUCUCUUGGAUAUGCUUAUGUAAAUUUUCAGCAACCAGCUGAUGCUGAAUGUGCUUUGGAUACUAUGAAUUAUGAAGUGAUUAAAGGUAGACCAAUAAGAAUAAUGUGGUCACAGAGAGAUCCAGGCCUGCGGAAGUCAGGGGUUGGAAAUAUAUUUAUUAAGAAUAUGGAUGAAUCAAUCGACAAUAAAGCUCUGUAUGAUACAUUCUCUGCUUUUGGAAACAUUUUGUCAUGCAAGGUUGUGUGUGAUGAGAAUGGUUCUAAAGGAUAUGGGUUUGUUCAUUUUGAAACACAUGAAGCAGCGAACAGAGCCAUAGACACUAUGAAUGGGAUGUUGUUAAAUGACCGCAAAGUUUUUGUGGGUCAUUUCAAGUCCCGAAAAGAGAGAGAAGCAGAGUUUGGUGCCAAAGCAAUGGAGUUUACUAAUGUUUAUAUCAAGAACUUUGGGGAAGAUGUUAAUGAUGAAAAGUUAAGAGAGAUAUUCUCUCAGUAUGGAAGGACCCUGAGUGUAAAGGUUAUGGUUGAUGAAAGGGGCCGGUCUCGGGGAUUUGGAUUUGUUAAUUUUGAGAAGCAUGAAGAAGCACAAAAAGCUGUUGAGGCAAUGAAUGGAAAGGAACUAAAUGGUAGAAUAAUUUAUGUUGGAAGGGCCCAGAAGAAAUUGGAGAGGCAGGGAGAACUAAAGCGCCGGUUUGAGCAGUUGAAACAGGAGAGAAUUCAUAGAUAUCAGGGUGUCAAUCUAUAUGUAAAGAAUUUGGAUGACGGUAUUGAUGAUGAAAAAUUAAGGAAGGAGUUUGCACCCUAUGGAACCAUUACAAGUGCCAAGGUAAUGACUGAGGCUGGGCACAGUAAAGGGUUUGGAUUUGUCUGCUUCUCAUCUCCUGAAGAGGCUACAAAAGCAGUAACUGAAAUGAAUGGUCGCAUUGUCAGCACUAAGCCACUUUAUGUGGCUUUGGCUCAGAGGAAAGAAGAAAGGAAGGCUAUUCUGACAAAUCAGUAUAUGCAGAGACUUGCCAGUGUCCGUGCAAUGCCAGGCCCAGUCAUUGGUGCAUACCCGCAGUCUUCAGGAUUCUUCAUGUCUGCUAUUCCACAGACUCCGAACAAGCCUUUUUAUGCUCCAAAUGCAGUUACCCAAAUUAGACCUGCACCACGCUGGAUUGCUCAGCCACCUCGUCCCCAUGCAUAUCAAGCACCUGGGCCCUUAGUGAGAGCAACUGUUACAAGGCGACCUUCAACUCCUAUUAGCACUAUGAGGCAGGCAUCUACACAGGCUCCCCGUGUCAUAAGUAACACACAGAGAAUGGCCAAUAUAGGAACACAGACAACUGGUGGCCGUUCUGCUCUAGGUACUCCAAUGGUACGAGGCAUUAAUCAGUACAAGUAUUCUCCAGGAGUUAGGAAUGUACAACAUAUUCUGACAGUUCCAACACCAGUGGCUACACAACCAGUAAUGGAACCAGCUGUUCGUGUACAUGGGCAGGAACCCCUCACUGCCUCCAUGCUGGCUUCGGCACCUAUGCAAGAACAGAAGCAAAUGCUGGGUGAGCGUCUCUACCCUUUGAUCCAUGCCAUUCAUCCUUCACUGGCUGGCAAGAUUACUGGCAUGUUGCUGGAGAUAGACAAUUCUGAGCUUUUGCACAUGCUUGAGUCACCAGAGUCUCUCCAUUCUAAGGUUGAUGAAGCAGUAGCCGUACUACAGGCACAUCAGGCUAAAGAAGUGUCCUCAAAAUAGCUAUGCAAAAGCAGUUCAGGUUGAUGGAACAAAGAUUCCAGCUAAAGGAAUACUCUCCUAACAAAAUUUUGGCAGACUGUUUUGAAGUUGUAAGUUUAGGUUUGUGGAAAUGAUGUUCUGUUCUAGUGGUUAUGAAAGCUGAAUAUUCAUGUUUUGUUUGGGCAUUAAAUAAAAAAAUGAAGUUAGUAUUACUAAACUGGAUUUUCUUUAA